GGAGGAGGGGGUGAAUAGGGAGAGAAAAAAAAAGAAUAUUGACCUUUGAAAAGCAAAACAGCAGGUGGAGAGCUAAACCAGGCAGCUCAGGACACAUCGGGAGGAAAUUUAACACUGGGAAAAUUAAAGUAUCUGUUAUUUUCAAACUGAAGAGGGACUGUUAAUAUAAUGAGGCCCAACGCUGCCUGUGUUUGAACGUGGCAGCGCACAUGACAGUAGUGUUUGUUGGCGUGGCGGCAGCGAGGUAAGGCAUCAGAGCAAUGGAAGAGAGGAUAGAGGAGAGGGCCGAAGCCAAGCCGCGCAGUUUGACUGCCCUUCAGGAGCAGCUGAUCUGGGCCCUGCUGGGAUCUGGCCUGUCCCGGGACGUCCUGGUCCAAGCCAUAGGGGAACUACAGCGAGACAGGUCGAGCACUGGUGGGGAGAGAGGAGAGAGGGGGGAUGGAGAGAGCUCCGAGGAAGGAGAGAUGGAUUUCCCACCGCCUAUAUUCCGAGAGCUGGAGAAGCUUUCCCCUGAGGAGACAGCCAAACUGAGGGCUGAAGUUGACCGGCUACUGCAGGAGGACCCCUGGCACGUUGCUAAAAUUGUGAAAAGCUACAUGCAGCAGCACAACCUUCCUCAGAGGGAGGUCGUGGAGUCCACAGGGCUCAACCAGUCCCAUCUCUCCCAGCACCUCAACAAAGGCACGCCCAUGAAGAACCAGAAGAGAGCGUCUCUGUACACCUGGUAUGUCAAGAAGCAGUGCGAGAUCAGCCAGCAAUUUACCAAUGCCAAACAUGGCCUUGCAUCUGCAGAGGAGCAAGGAGAGGAGACAAGGAAAGGACGGAGGAACAGGUUUAAAUGGGGUCCAGCCUCCCUGCAAAUCCUCUUCCACGCCUACGAGCGACAGAAGAAUCCCAGCAAGGAGGAGAGAGAGGGGUUAGUGGAGGACUGUAACAGGGCAGAGUGCCAUCAGAGGGGGGUGUCGUCCUCGCAGCUUGCUGGCCUGGGCUCUAACCUGGUCACGGAGGUCCGGGUGUACAACUGGUUCGCAAACCGCCGCAAAGAAGAAGCCUUUCGCCACAAACUGGCUCUCGACACACCUUUCACCAACCAAUCUGCCUCCUCCUCUCACCACAACAUCCCGCCGAGUCCAGAGCAUGGUGUGAAAUACAGCCAGCAGAUCCUGUGUGACGCGGUGAGCUCAGCCCGGGGGAGCGUAGGGGAGAGAGUGGGACGUCUGGUGGUCAGCCCUGCACAACUGGAGCCCAGCCACACACUCCUGGAGACGCACAACCCCAAACUGGUGAGUGCUGGUGUCCAGGUGCUAGUUUAUUUAGUAAACUACCUGUAUAUGCACUGUUGCCAUCCUGACCACGCUGUCCUCUACCCACAGGUGUCCAGUGGAGGCCCUCUGCCCCCUGUAAGCACUCUGACCUCACUGCACAGCCUGUCUGCCUCACCUGCUUCCUCACAGGGCCUCAUCAUGGCUUCACUGCCCAGCGUCAUGAGCCUGGGGGAGUCCUCGCUUCUCAUUGGUUUAGCCUCAUCCCAGGCCAAGAGCGUGCCUGUUAUCAACAACGUGGGGGGCGGGUUCACCACUCUCCAGCCAAUCUCGUUCCAGCAGCAGCUUCACGGCUCUUCCCAGCAGCCAAUAUCACACCAGCUCCAGAGUCACAUGGGGGCCAGCCCCUUCAUGGCAACCAUGGCACAACUGCCAUGCCACAUGUACAAUAAGUCCGAUUCGCCCCAGUACCACACAGUACCAUCCAGUCUGUUGUCUCAAGCCAUGGUGAUCACUGAGGGCAGCAGCCUGGGGACGCUGACCAGCCUCACUGCUGUCAGACAGAUUCUAACAGCAGAUCCUGAGGAACUGACAGACUCUCCUUUACAAGAAGACUCUCUACACAUGCAGCCACAAACACCUGUGCCAGUUUCAUCUGAGAGCCUAGAGCUGUAUCCUGUUUCUCAGACGACAGAGAGUCAUCAGUCUCACAUCCUCUCACCUUCACCAACAGACAUCGGCUCCUACAUCCCUACACAAAUGGUCUCUACUGCGCAGUAGAAGUGCUAAAGCGUGACGGUGUUUUGGGUGGAGGGUUACCUCUGCUGUAAAUUUCCAGAAAAAUACCUGGAGUCAGGAGCCAUAGGGACGAUUCAGUUUUGAUGUUUUAAAGACUCUCCGAAACCACUGUUGUACGAACAAGGAUCGACAUUAGAGAAGAUUAACUUUUGAUACAAAAAUCAACAGAAAAAUCAACACCAAAAUGUAUUUUCAUUGAAGUGUAUAGUGACUUUCAUAAUUUGUAAAUGAAGUUGUAACUUGUAAAUUGCGUGUUGCAUUUUUGUUUAUGUCACUGCUUUGAAAUGCUUUUUCACACUUCUUUCAGUAAAAUAAAGAUUAUUUCAAGAAUAA
Molecule: messenger RNA, 2393 nt
Organism: Eleginops maclovinus (Patagonian blennie)
Lineage: Eukaryota; Metazoa; Chordata; Actinopteri; Perciformes; Eleginopidae
Gene: hnf1a
Product: HNF1 homeobox a
Exons: 9
Coding region: 261-2042 (593 amino acids)
Biological process (GO): pancreas development; liver development; regulation of transcription by RNA polymerase II
Cellular component (GO): nucleus
Molecular function (GO): DNA-binding transcription factor activity, RNA polymerase II-specific; RNA polymerase II cis-regulatory region sequence-specific DNA binding
Source: RefSeq, a predicted model, not a curated record